Molecule: messenger RNA, 813 nt
Organism: Impatiens glandulifera
Lineage: Eukaryota; Viridiplantae; Streptophyta; Magnoliopsida; Ericales; Balsaminaceae
Exons: 3
Coding region: 1-813 (270 amino acids)
Source: RefSeq, a predicted model, not a curated record
AUGGCGAAAGCAAAAGUUUUGGAGGGAAAUUUCCCGCCCAAAACCCUCGCCCAUGGAUUGGAGCCUAUUCCAUUCCCGCCCAUGGUGGAUUUCGAGGAAAUCCGACAGAAAGGCACGUCUGCGGCAAAGGAGGUUAUUGACCGGGUAGCCGAAGCCGGUCUGGAAUAUUUUCUUGGCGGUCCUCAUGUUCUAUAUAAGGAUGCGGUUACAGAAUUUUUCAAUACCGCAACCAUCCAUGACAAUAAGAUCACCGCAACUGUAUGCGGUACUGAAAUAAAGCUCACUGAGGCAUCGGUGACAAAGAGCCUGCGCCUUCCAACAGCCGGCCAGGAUGCAACGACAGACAUAGAGAUUAAAACUUUUGAGGCAGCUUGCCAGAUACUCUCGGCGACUAAGGAGCCGAUAAAAGUAUCCGGUAGCAAAUCAACGUUGAAACCGGAGAAGCAGCCGACCCCCGGUUCCAAAGGUGGCCGAAAGAAGAAAGCCGACAAGAAAGCAACCCCGGCGAAAGAAAAGGCCGAGAGCAAAGGAAAAGAGAAAAUAGUCUUCUCGGAACUGCCACCGCCAACGGAGGAGGAAGAGUCGGCCUCCGGCUCUGAAAGAUCCGAAUCAGAAAAGACCGAUGACGAAAGAUCGGGCAACGAAGAAGAGCAUUCGGGCCAAAGUCCCGAUAAUGCCGGUCCUGACGCAAACCCUGAGACCACCGAAGGCGGUGAAGAAGCCGGUGAAGGAAACGGUGACGAAGAGGAGGAGGAGGACGAAGAGGCAGAGGCCGAUAGGAUAGCGCUCAAACUCCUAAAAGUCACUAAAUAG